AUGCCCCAAAAUACCUCAAUACCUGGAGCCUGGAAUGACUCAUGGGAUAGCCCUGAUCCAGCCAUCCAUGGACUCGACGCUUCUAUCCCAUUCGAAGAAAGCCCUCACUUCACUCCUGUCCAUGACGGAUUCUAUGAAUAUUACGAAGCUCUUCUUUCUAUAGAUGAAGUACCGCCACCUUAUAUUCCACGCACCAAAGCGACCCAUGAGUCUAAUACAAACAACCCCUCAGUCCCGCGACGAGAUUCUGGAUACGAAGAUAUAGAAUCUUCUCCUACGACCGACUGGACGCAUAUUCUCGAGUAUCUCAACUCAAGUGACGACAAUGAUACCGUGCAAGACAAAUCGCCGCCUAUCGUGAUAGCAGUCUUCGGGCAAACCGGUACUGGGAAGACUUCCCUAAUCAAAGCCGUGACUGGGGAAAAUCUCCAAGUCGGCCACAAUCUUGCAUCUUGCACCGAAGACGUCCUCGCCGUCCCAUGCCGCAUAAAUGGCAAAAGUGUAGUCCUCGUCGACACCCCCGGCUUUAGCAACACAAAACUAAGCGACACCGAAAUUCUUCGACGUAUCGCUGCAUGGAUGGAGGAAACCUACGACGAGGGUCUCUUACUGUCUGGAAUCAUCUAUCUGCAUCGCGUCACCGAUUUCCGCAUGGAAGGUCCCAGCCUCAAGAAUCUGCGCAUCAUGAAAAAGCUGUGCGGAGAAGGGUCGUUGGUGAAUGUGGUUUUGGCGACGACGAUGUGGGAGAAAGUGAGUGAAGAAGAGGGGGCAAGACGCGAGGGGGAGCUAAAACAGAAGUUUUGGAAGGAGAUGAUCGGCUAUGGUUCUACGGUCAGAAGGGUAAUGACGGGAAGGGCGGAUGAUGCUCGUGCGUUGGUCAAGUCAAUGUUGAAUAAUAGGCCAACGCCGACUCGAAUCCAAGAGGAGCUGCGUGAUGGGAAGAUUCUAUUUCAGACAGAGGCAGGAAUCGAGAUCAGAGAUGAGCUAGAAGGACUGGAGCAGAAGCUAAAAGAGGAACACCGCUUGGAAAUGAAGGAAUUGAAAGAGGCGCAAAAUCAGCGUAAGAAACUCUCUUCUCGAUGCCGAAAAAAAGGGGGAUCAGGCUGA
Talaromyces amestolkiae is the source of this 1107-nucleotide messenger RNA. RefSeq lists its product as uncharacterized. Gene Ontology annotation, molecular function: GTP binding. The record is from RefSeq and is a predicted model, not a curated record. The transcript has 2 exons. Gene Ontology annotation, biological process: tRNA wobble uridine modification; tRNA methylation. Lineage: Eukaryota; Fungi; Ascomycota; Eurotiomycetes; Eurotiales; Trichocomaceae. Gene Ontology annotation, cellular component: cytoplasm. Bases 1 to 1107 code for a protein of 368 amino acids.